Molecule: messenger RNA, 1293 nt
Organism: Leishmania braziliensis MHOM/BR/75/M2904
Lineage: Eukaryota; Euglenozoa; Kinetoplastea; Trypanosomatida; Trypanosomatidae
Product: putative centromere/microtubule binding protein cbf5
Exons: 1
Coding region: 1-1293 (430 amino acids)
Biological process (GO): box H/ACA sno(s)RNA 3'-end processing; rRNA pseudouridine synthesis; mRNA pseudouridine synthesis
Cellular component (GO): box H/ACA snoRNP complex
Molecular function (GO): RNA binding; pseudouridine synthase activity
Source: RefSeq, a predicted model, not a curated record
AUGGGGAAGAAGAAGGUGGGAGAGAUUCAACGCGGCGAGGACUUCUGUAUCCCCUCCGGGGAUAAGGAUGCCAACAGGACACUUCCUGCUGAGGAAUGGCCCUUGCUGUUGAAGAACUAUGACAAGAUGAACAUUCGCUCAACCCACUUCACGCUGCUGGAGUGUGGCUGGUCUCCACUCCGCCGUCCCUUAUCGGAGUACAUUAAGUACGGCAUGAUCAACAUGGAUAAGCCCUCCAACCCUAGCUCUCACGAAGUUGUUUCCUGGAUCAAGCGCAUUUUGAAGUGCGACAAAACGGGUCACGCUGGUACUCUCGAUCCCAAGGUGACUGGCGCCUUAAUUAUUUGCACUGACCGCGCUACGCGCCUGGUGAAAUCCCAGCAGAAUGCCGGCAAAACAUACAUUGGUGUGCUACGCCUUCACGAUACGGUGAGCCAGAAGCGGGUGGACGCUGCUCUCCAGCGGCUUACAGGCCCGUGCUUUCAGCGUCCUCCUCUGAUUGCGGCAGUGAAGCGCCAGCUCCGCAUUCGCAACAUCUACUCUAACCAGCUGAUUGAAUAUGACAAGCACCGGCACUUGGCCGUAUUCGAGACGCACUGCGAGGCCGGCACGUACAUUCGUACCCUUUGUGUGCAUCUCGGGCUCAUCCUUGGUGCUGGUGGACACAUGGAAGAGCUGCGCCGCAUCCGCACCGGCGUCAUAACCGAGAACGAUCACCUCUCCACUAUGCACGAUGUCAUGGAUGCUCAGUGGCUCUACGAGAACGAGAAGGACGACACGUAUCUACGCCGCGUAAUCCUGCCAUGCGAGUACCUCCUGUCGAACCACAAGCGCAUCGUUGUGAAGGACUCCGCUGUCAACGCUGUGUGCUAUGGCGCAAAGCUGAUGAUUCCUGGACUCGCGCGCUUCGACAACGGCAUUGAGCGCGACGACGUUGUGGUGCUGAUGUCCACGAAGGGUGAGGCCAUUGCUCUGGCGUAUGCGGAGAUGACCACGUCUCAGAUGGCUUCCGUUGACCAUGGCAUCGUUGCGCGAAGCAAGCGUGUGAUCAUGGAUCGUGACACGUACCCGCGUCGCUGGGGUCUUGGUCCAAUCGCUGUGAAGAAGCGUUCGAUGAUGAAGGACGGCCUCUUGGACAAGUACGGUCGCCCCCAGUCGAACACCCCAUCGGACUGGUUCUACGUCGACUACGGAGGUGUGAAAACAAACGCGGAAGGUGUCCAAUACGGUCAGGCUCCCUCGAAGGUGAGCGGCGUAAAGCGCCAGCGUGUGCCAGACUCGGAUGACGAUUAG